AAUAGCAUAUAAAAACAUUAAAUAUAAUAUAAUUAAUCAUCUAAAUUGACAACUUGAAUGCAUGUUCUAAACGAGACACUGAUACCUGCAUACUGAUCAAUGUAAUAUUAGUCUAAUAUGCAGUGAAACGGAUGGAUUUAAAAAAAAUCGUGCUAGAAAUACCUGCGAAAGAAGUUACAAAAACUCAUAGGCCUUAUUUAGGAUUGCUCGAGACCGUGAUGUCAGGAAAUAACCCAGUGAUCACAUACGGGAUGGCAUUACAUGAUGAUAGCCUACAGUGUAGUCAAACCUUAGCAAGUCACUCUGUGGUCGGUAAAUCAGACGAGGGUAGUUGUAUACCAUGCCUUUCUGAGGCUCUGCGCGCAAAGGGAUGUUGAACCCCUGGACUCUGGAGACGCGUGUAUCCAAUAUGGGAAAACACUUCAAAGUUCUUAUCGUACCAAAAGGAUAAUGUUGCAUGAAACAAAAAUCAGUAUGUCUAAAUGAGAAACGAGAAUUAAUGUCUAAUCGAGCUUGGAAAUAAAAAAUACGAAACUAAAAGAAAUUGCAUGAAAUGAGCGGCGAAUAUGUGUUUAAUGGAUACCGGUGAACUUUGGUACUAAUUACAGAAACAUGUCUUUGUGAUAUUUACAAUCUUAAUUAAAUGUAAUGUGCAUAACAUUAAUGUUUAUGAAAAACAUUGAGAGUAGCACGAUACUCUACUUGAAAAUUAUGUUUUCUUGUAGGCUAUAUCCACUCACUGAAUUGUAAAGAAAUUGAUAAGAGUUUUUUUGCCUGUCGAAGUCCCAUUCCUCGGUCAAGUUCAGUGCAUUGUACUCCUCCGGACCCGAUGGACAGUUCUUAUUGGUAGGUGCUAACCGUUACAUCACCAAGCUUAUGACGCGCCGUCUUCCUGUUUCCUUCAGCUGUGUCUUAAAGUGAAUCUUGUUGGUGGAGGAGAGCUCGAGCAUCAAAGCUCUGCAUCGCGUGCGCCUCGGAGACACACACACUAGCUGCUACGACAUCAUCACCACAGUCUUUCAGUCUCGAGAGGAGAGUAUAGAGCACAGCGGCGCAAAAUAUAUCUUUUAUAUAUAUUUUUUGGUCUAUGCUCGGGUUCAUCACUCACUUUACUCCAGCUCUUCCUUUCCUAAGAAAUUAUAAUAUUCAGCGUCUCCCGGGCGAAGCCUCUGUAUUCUAUUUCAGCAAUAAAAGGACCUCGCUUUUCCCUUCAUCUGCAGGGUAUCCUUCAGCAGCAGUCCUAGAGGAGUGGCUUUGCGGGAUAUGGCCCAAUAGCAGCAGCCCGUGAUGCCGGACCAUGACAGCGACUCCCUCCUGAGCAGACAGACCAAGAGAAGACGUGUGGACAUCGGCGUGAAGAGGACUGUUGGCAGCACUGCCGGCAACACAGCAGCAACCACAACUAGUGCCGACAUCGCACGCGCCAAAGCAGCCAUCUUCGGUGCCAUGAACUCGCUCAACUCCCACCAUCACGGCUCUGACGCAGACUCAAUGGACUGCUCCAUGGUGCAGCCACACGGCCCUGCCGGGGUCACGGCAACCGACAACGAGUCCAAGUCCAACGUGCUCAGGAAGCUUCUGAAGAGAGCCAACUCAUAUGAAGAUGCCAUGAUGCCCUUCCCCGGCGCCACUAUCAUCUCCCAGCUCCUUAAGAGCAACAUGGCCAAGAACGGAGGAGAGAGGGGGGAUAGAGGGGAGAGAGGAGAUAGAGGUGAGAGAGGGGACGGCGGGUUCCCUGGGUCGGGCCUUUCCAGCGGUGGUUCUGAAGCUCCCCAGGAGGAUGCUUGCAGUAACUCAUCUCAGGACAGCCCACAAGAGUGCCUGUCCCCUUUUGGCCGCCCCCCAGCUUUGGGUGCCUUCGACCUGGAGCGCCUCAACGACGAGCACCUCCGGGCGAAGCGUGCCCGUGUGGAGAACAUCAUCCGGGGAAUGAGCCACUCCCCUAGUGUGGUGAUGCCCCCACGCCACCUCGGAGAGAGAUUGACUGGCGACAGAGAGAUGGAAAUGGACUGCCCCCCACAGCCACCUAGCCCAAGGGGCGAGGUUUGCAGCCGGGAGAAUAAGAGGAAGCAGCGUCUUCCUCAACAACAGCAGCAGAGCUUUACACAGCUGGUGUGCCAGCGCAAAGAGCAGAAGCAGGAGGAGCGAAGGCAACUGAAGCUGCAACUGGAAGACAUGCAAAAGCAGCUACGCCAGCUGCAGGAGAAGUUUUUCCAGAUCUAUGACUCCACCGACGACUCGGAGCACGACCUUAACCCUGACCUGGGCAACAUGUCCGAGGACAGCGCUGGUAGGUCUGAUGCCGGGGGAGACGACCGGGCAGACCGCUCCGACAAUGAGAUGUCAGACCUAGAUCCGGGACACUUCUUGGACCGGGCAAGGGCACUGCUCCAGGAGCAGGCCCUACUGACCGACGGGGACAAGCCCAGGAGAGAGGGGCUGGUCCGAGGGAAAGGUCCCGGUCAGGGCCCUUCAUCCUCCAUGCACCAUGCAGAGGGGAAGCAGUUGGCUGAGACUCUGAAACAGGAGCUCAACUCAGCCAUGAAUCAGGUCGUGGACACAGUGGUCAAGGUAUUCGCCAAGCCCCCGCGCCCUGCUCCACCCCAGGUCUUUCCACCCCUCCCCAUGCCCCCGGAGAGGUUUGGUGUUAACAGUGAGGGUCCUAACUUUCACACAGCUAACCAGCGCCUGCAGUGCUUUGGCGACGUCAUAAUUCCUAACCCCCUAGACUCGUUCGGCGGCAUACCUGUGCCAGGUACCAACGACCAGACGGAGGCGCUGCCCCUUGUGGUAAGGAAGACUCCAACAGAGCACCAUCACCAGUCCUCAGCUGUGGGUGCCCAUGGGGGCCACCACCACCCAUCCCUGCACCCCUCCUCCUUAUCUGCCUCUAUGGGUUUCAGCCCACCUUCUUUUCGCCACCCCUUCCCACUGCCACUCAUGGGCUACCCCUUCCAGAGCCCCCUGGGCCCACCUUCUGGAGGUUACCCAGGGAAAGACCGUUCCUCCCCGGAUUCAAUGGACCUGUCUAGGGAGACCACCAGCCUGCGGACCAAGAUGUCCUCAGGUCAUCACAUGGGGCACCACCACCGGUCGCUCUCUCCGACUCAUCCAGGGAGCACAGCAGAGGGUCUCUCCCUAUCCCUUAUCAAGUCAGAAUGUGGAGACAUGAGCGACAUGAACGAUGUCUCACCAUACUCUGGCAGCACUAUCCAAGAGGGCCUCUCUCCCAACCACCUGAAGAAGGCCAAGCUCAUGUUCUUUUAUGCCCGUUACCCCAGCUCCAACAUGCUCAAGAUGUUCUUCUCCGAUGUUAAGUUUAACCGCUGCAUCACAUCCCAGCUCAUCAAAUGGUUCAGUAACUUCCGGGAGUUCUACUACAUCCAGAUGGAGAAGUUUGCUCGUCAGGCCAUCAACGACGGCGUCACCGGGGUGGAGGAGAUGAGCGUCAGCCGCGACUGUGAGCUCUACCGAGCUCUCAACAUGCACUACAACAAGGCCAAUGACUUUGAGACCCUGUCCAUUAACAGAGGCUCAGACCAGAUGCUGUCUGUCCAACUGCAAUGCCCCACAGCAUUGUCUGAGUUUCACCUCUCUCUUUCGCUCGCUCCCUUACCCUCCUCGCCUCCUCCCUCUUGGGGGCUGGAUAUGUUCUCUUCCAUGAGGGCAAUGUCAGUGUUCUUCAUUCCUAUGUGUCCCAUUGUCUUGUUCAUCUCUGAUGCACAGCGGGGGUGUGUGUCUGUGUGUGUUAUCAUCUCUGACCUGUAUUUGACCCUGUGGACCGGGGGGGGCGGGUUUGGGGUUAAAACGUAAUGUGCAUUGAGUGGACACACAGAGCAGAUGCACACAGCCCUGUACGGAAACAGGCAAACAUGCACACAAAUCUUGCACACACAUAAACAAAUGCGCACAAACGGACAAGUGUAGUGUUUUCAGGUUGUAGGCUUACCUUUGAAGAAGGAAUAGAAUGUGUCUGUUUGAAUGAGAGACAAACCAAGAGAAACCAAAUUAAGAGAGAUGGAGAAAAAAGUUCUGACAGUCAUCUAUACCAGAAAAUUCUAACAAUGAGCUGAGGAGAGCGGGUGGGCGCUCUGACCAGGCUGCCAGGCUCACAGACACUUGUGUCAGAUAUAAAAUAGUUGCUUUAAAAUGGUUCUCACACUAUUUAGUUAAAGGCACAAUAAAAUUAUUAGCAAUCUCUUCUUUCUCAGAUGGUAUUUAAAAGCGGGAGGGGGGGUUAAAGAAUCGAGCAGAGCAAGAGAGGAGAGAGAAGGGGAUCAUCUGUUCACUGAGUGCCUCGCAGCUAUUAAGGGCUUCUGUCUGAGAUAUCUGGCAGGUCCCGUCUUUAGUGUGCAUUUGACCGCAUGUCUGUGUGGGUGUGUGUCAGAGGAAACCACUUUAUUCUGAGUGCUGAUUAAAUGAGGAGAGCUGUGCUUGAAGCCUGGGGCGACAGGGAUAGGGAAUACUCACUUAAUGGGAACAACUCCUUGUGGUCAGACUUCUUUCCUCUUGUUCCACACACACACACACACUCAUACACUAUAUCCUAGCCUACAAACCUCAUACGUAGGCCUAUCCUAAAUGAGGACAACAACAUACUGCUGUCCAUUAUUGUAUUCCAGCCCUCUCUGUCCUGUUCUUUGGUCCCUUCAUCCCGUCUUACCCCUCAUCCCUCUUUCCCCGGUCACCUUGUGGUGGGUAGCUGCCUGGUCUUUUGGCACAGCUGCUGAUUGUCAUUAUUCCUGGCUGUUUUGGGGUGUGUUGUUGUUCUUGUUGUUGGUGGUGAGUGUGUGUGUGUGUGUGUGUGUGUGUCUGUGUGUGUGUGUGUCUAUGUGUUUACAAAAAUGUGUGUGUGUGACUAAUGAAUUGUUGCGAAGGGACCCAUGCCAGAAUUACCAGGGUGUGUGUACAUCGGCUCUGCAGAUGUGUGAAAGACCCUCCAAACACACGCACAAGCACAAUUUCCCAAUUAAACGAGUGCCAAGUCUAUCUCUCAUCCAAUAUGCACCAUUAUUCCGUGCUAUUUCUGUCUUUCUUUCGUCCACCCUAGCUUUCUCCUUAUCUUCUUCUCUUUGCUCAAUACUUCAUCCGUGUUAAUCAGCCCGCCCGGCCUCUUUCUACCACCCCCCUCUAUUCUUUACUUCUUCCCCUCCAUCCCUGCCACUCUCCUCUUCCCCAGAUAUCCCCCCUGCUAUCUUCCAGACUCCCUCUUUAUUGUAACCUCGUGGCUUCUCUCCGGGAGCUGGCUUGGCCAGCUGACCUCAGAGGCCCAAAACACCACUCCCUGACCCCACAGUCAGACCAAUGUCUGCCAGGCUCAUCGAAUAAUUCAUGGAACGUGUUUGUCUGAAAGGAUCGUCUGUUUGGCUCCUUCCUGAUAGAGGUUCGUGCAGGAGCUUGCGGUUCACUCCUGCAUUGCAGUAACUGUAGCGCCAGUGAAGUGGAUGGCAACAGACUUGAGGAUUUUUCAUGAUGGACAGCUCGCUCUUAGUAAGCUUAUUCCCAUUUGGAGAGCGAUGGAGGGGAAGGGAGAUGUCAGAAGAGGCCCUGAUAUGAUUGUGGGGGAAGGGUGGAGGAAUGAGGUAUAGGAGUUUGUCAGCAGCGACGACAACCUUGUCCCGUCCUUCACUCCCUACCCGGGGUACACCUUGAGAAGUACACAGAUGACGCCUACCCAGCGUUUGUCUCGCACAAGGAAAAUCAACCGUCAGACGAAGGCAGACAGCAGUCCUCAAGGCUUCAGCAAGGAUCCCAAGGCCAUUCCGUCUGUUCCCCCAUCACUAUCAGUACUGCUAGAAGUGUAUUUACACAGCUUUCAGGUUGGUUUCCCAAUCUCCUCUCUUUCUUUUUCUCCUUCCCUUUCCUUAAAUUGAAUUUCCUUUCCCAAUUUCUCUCCUUCACUCUUCUCUCUUCCCUCCCAUCCCCUCCUCCACUUGGACUAUUCAGCCAUGGCAUUGUCUUAUCAGCUGAAGUGGGACGGCAGGAGGAAGGGAGGGGUAUUUAAGGGGCAUGGGUUCUGUUUGCCCAAAGUGACAGUGCCGUCCAAGAGCUUAUCAAGGCCUUUGUAGAUUAUUGAUUGGAGUUGAUACGUGGGGUACAGGGUUCUCUGUGUGACAUUUCUGGAAAAGUCUGCUUUUACUCAGCCAAAAUCUUUAAAUCUGCUUAGAUUCUGCUUCCCUGGUCAGAGAUUUCUAGCAUUGACCUUUCACAAUUUCAAGAAGGAUAAAAUGAGUGAAAGAAACUUUUCUGUUGUUAGAGAUCAACAUUAAUAGAAUUUUGUGGAUAGUACAAUUCCACUAUGUCCCUCACCCAGAGAGAAAGGCAUGGGAAGCGUUCCUAUUCCCAGGCCGGGAGCGGGUUAGGAAUUAACCCAGGGGGAACUCAAAGCAUGUGGGUUUCAUGUGGCGUGCAUCCUUCAAGGCUAGCCCAGCACACACAAUGCUUAUCUUCCAGGGUCUCUUUCUGUUUGUCCAACGCUGAGCAAAUAGAAGGUGUAAUACAUCUCCUGACAGUUCCCAAAGGCAGAGAGAAAACUAGCCAAACAAACACACAAUACCCAGAGUCACCUAGAGAGGCUUUCUCAGGCUUUACAGAACAAACACACAUAUACACACACACACAGCAGCAUCCCACCCGGUGAACAGUAGUGAAUUUAGGUCCCCUGGCUGGUUACCUACCUUUUGGUUUAAGCAGUCUUAAGACAGGCUGGAUGAUGUCCUGUGAAUAGCCCCCCUAGCAAGCAGUCUAGGAUCCACCAUUGUCCUCUGUCAUAUUUUAUUAUCUCAUCAAAAAAAAGAGGAAAUCCGAUUCCCGCUUACAGCAGGAGAGCUUAUCCCUCAGUCUCAAAGCAACCUGUCAUGGGGGGUGUGGUGGGGGGUGGGCUGCUGGAGAGACAGAGAGAGAAAGAGUGAAGGGGCAGGGGCUAUUUGAGACAUAGGAUGAACGAGAGUGAUUAAAUGCCUCAUAUGUACCGCUUGUCCACGGAACCCCCUCAUUCCCCUCCAAAAGUGGGAUAGAGUGAUACAGUAGGUCCUCUUUUCUUUGAUCAAUAUUUACUUCAUUAACAGCAGGACUUGUGUUGUGGGGGUGAGUGUGUGCUCGUGUGAGAAGAGAGUCCACAGCCGGGUGCAUGAACACUGGGUGCAAUAACCUCAGCUAUCGCCAAAAAACAUUCCACUUUUUCAUUCUGGCUUUUGCCGGCUCUUCGUCUCUCCCCUCUCUCCUCUGCUGCACACUCCUCUUUUCCCGUCUUUCCUCCUCUCCCUCUCUACCCCUCUCUUUUCCUUUCCCCAAUUGUCUGCCAGUGUAGUGUUACACUGUGGGGAAGAGCAGUAUAAUAUCUCUUUUCAUCACAGCUUUUGUUUUGGACACUCUCACUGCCCCCUCCUCCAUCCAUCUCUCUCUCUCUCUCUCUCUCUCUCUCACACUCGCUCUAAAGGAAAUAGUGUGAGGCUGGACAAAAACAUCCAUAUUCCAGAGAGCCCAAUGUCUUCAUCAGCAGAACGAGUGCAGUGUGUGUGUGCACAACUCAAAGUGCAUCCGUAGAUUGUGUGUGAGAGGUCAGCUUUCAUUCAGUCACCCUGUUUGCCUUUUUGAGCCCCACUCCCUCUCUGUCUUUGUAUUUACCUUUAUUCUGUUAUCCCUAACCAUGCCUGCCAGCCUCUUUCAGACAUCCCUCGCUCCUCUCUGUCUCUUUGUGCGGCCCUCCUUGAAUUUGGACAGCAAGAAGUUGUUAAAAGCUCUAUGAAAUAUGUAUGAAGGAUUGCGAGCGACGUGAUUGGCCCUGUUUACCAGCCAGCCGAGCGAAUGAGCAGCCACACAGGAUAAUCCCCCACAAUGCCUUUGGAACAAAGGCCCAACAGCUGACCCGAGGGAGGGAGGCUGGGAGAGAUGGAGAAGGAUGGGGAACGGAGAGAGGGGGACAAAAACAGUUAAAGCUCUCGGCUGGCCACAACAAGCGGGCAGCUUGUGCGUGCACGCGCACACGUGCGCACCCUCGCUCACACAAUCACACAUGCAAUCGCAGACAAAGGGCUCUGGGACAAGAAUAACUCCCUCUGUCUCCUGCUUUUCUCUCUCCACUUACAUUUCUCUCCUGUCCUUCUCUCUGCUUCUCUUCGGUGUCUCCACCUCCCUCUGUCGUUCUUUUCCUCCCUCUCCCCGUCUCUCUCUCGGUCCACACUCCCUGACUCCCAUUCGUCUCUCAACAUCCCUCUCCCCCCACCCCCCCUUGCUCUCUCAGUCAAGAGGAUCUGAAAUACCAAUGCCCUUUUCUCCUUGACAUUGGCUUAUCCUUCCAGUCAGCGUUUUGCUGUCCUUUUAUAGUCAAAACGUCAGGAAAAAUUCAGUGCAAGAAUAUUCUUAGUAAUGCGGCACUCAGAGUCUUGCAGAAGCUCUGGACCACCGCCUCCCUGGCCGGUGUCUGCAGGGACACAGUCUCCUGUGCCCCAGGUCAUUGUGGCAUUGUCUGUCAGAGGAAUGUCGUAAAGGGGUUAGGCAUUAGCAAGAGGCGGCGCUCGGUACAGUAGGUUGUUUUGAGUGUCGUUGGCCCUGGAUGGCACACAUUUACUGUAUAUGCACACAUUUACUCAGACACGUGCACACACACACACACACACACACACACUCUUAUCUCAGCUGUACAGUUUCUAAUUCAGGAUUCAUGAUUGCACACAAAGACCAGUGGACUCACAUUACACCCAUCAACACAUUCACACUGAUACACACACGUGCACUGGAACAGACAUGAACAGACACAUAUACACACACACUCCAUUCAUCACCCUGAGGGGGGUGUUUGGCUGUCCCGUCCCUGUGUGUGUCUGUUCUGGUGGCCACUCACCUUGCUGUGUCCUGACACUCCUGAUGAGUAUCUGCAGGACACAGGAGGAGAGGAGCGGAGUGCACACUGUCAGGCAUUUGGGCAAGCUGCUUGGUGUGUGUAUGUGUGUGUAUUUGGGUGUGUGGCUCUGCCUGCCUGUGUGUUUUUCUAUUCAUGUAUCUACCUGAGUGUCUGCUUGUGAGUGUGUGCCUGUGUCUGUGUGCAUGUGUGUGUUUCUGUGUGUGCAUCUGACUGUGUGUUGCUGCAGAUGGAGGCGGGUAGGCAGCAGAGAGACAGUCAGCAUUAUCCAUGCAGGUGACCCCUGAAGGCUGCAUCGCCCUGAGGCUUUGAGUGAAGGAGAGAGG
Molecule: messenger RNA, 9186 nt
Organism: Esox lucius (northern pike)
Lineage: Eukaryota; Metazoa; Chordata; Actinopteri; Esociformes; Esocidae
Product: prospero homeobox protein 1
Exons: 5
Coding region: 1288-3813 (841 amino acids)
Biological process (GO): regulation of transcription by RNA polymerase II
Cellular component (GO): nucleus
Molecular function (GO): RNA polymerase II cis-regulatory region sequence-specific DNA binding; DNA-binding transcription factor activity, RNA polymerase II-specific
Source: RefSeq, a predicted model, not a curated record